AUGCGUCUUCUCUUGUGUUUGUCAUCGGCCUUCGCCAUCACUUGGGCGAUCGCUGAGUCAACCAUAUCUAGCAACAAUCGAAGCAGCAAUGGCGACGCUCUCGACCCGCCCACUGUUGCUGAUCCUGUGGUGACGAACACGUCUGUCGAGCAGAGUCAGUUAGAGCCUGGUGCAUCUCCAGUGGACGGCAGUCGCAACGACGACCUGAUUCGAGAGGAGAGAGUAUUGAUAUUUGAACUUUCCGAGGAACUGAGCCCGAUGAUUGCUGGUGUUUGGCCGUUUAAUCACCCAGCAGCCUCUUUCGAGAAUAUCGGCAAUGAAGAUGGAACCUAUUGGUUGACCGACAAAUCGAGGCUGAAGGACUGGCUUCUUCAAGUUGACGAGUACCGAGGCCAGGGUUACGUCUUCACUGACCAAGAGAUGUUUAAUUUACUACGUGGCAAAAGACACGAUCACGAGCUGUUCAGGGCUCUUCUAUGGCUUUGGCGUGACCCCGCCAUGAAACUCGUGCUGACACAUUGA
Messenger RNA from Peronospora matthiolae, 522 nucleotides. NCBI's taxonomy places the organism in Eukaryota, Oomycota, Peronosporomycetes, Peronosporales, Peronosporaceae. The record is from the annotation of a GenBank genome assembly.